Rotaria sp. Silwood1 is the source of this 1620-nucleotide messenger RNA. The record is from the annotation of a GenBank genome assembly. NCBI's taxonomy places the organism in Eukaryota, Metazoa, Rotifera, Eurotatoria, Philodinida, Philodinidae.
AUGACAACAAAUCCUAAAGCAUUAUCAAUUGUUGCCAAAUGUGCAUUAUGUUCAAUAAAAACUGAAUUAUUUAUAUGUCCACAUUGUGAUGAAGUUAUUUGUCAAAUGUGUGUUAAUAAACAUCAAUCAGAAUUAAAUGAAACACUUAAAGAACAUUGGUUAAAAUGUAAAACAAAAUUUCAUAAUUUAUCUCAACUAUCAAAUACAUAUGAUAAAGAUUUUGUUUGUAUUGAAAAUGAAAUGUAUCGAGUACGACAAACAAUUGAACAACAAUAUUUAGAUGUUGUUGAAUCAAUUGAUAGUGAAAAAAAUAGUUUAUUAAUAAAAUUAGAAGAUUAUAUUAAAUCAAUUACAUCAAAUGUUAAACAUAAAGAUCUUCAACAAUUAUUUAAUUCAAUUAAUCAACGACUUGAAGAUGCUUUUCAAGAUUCAAAUACUUCAUACAAUGCGGAUGAUUUUCUUUUAGAAAUAGAACAUUUUAAUAUGCAGAUUUCUAAUCGAUUAAAACAUAUACAAUCUAAUACAUUUAAAUAUCCUUGUUUAACCCCUUCGAAACCUGUGAUUAUAUCCGAUAUAUUCGGUGAAUUACAAUGGAAUUCUCAACCAAUGUCAAAUCGUAAUUCAUCUCGAUCAUUAUUUAUUACAACAAAUGGACAUGGUUCUAUAAAUACAAGCGAUGGAGUGCAAGAUGAAUCAUUAAGUAUAUCAGAAGAAGAUCCAAUAUCAGUACCUGUCAUGAAAAGACAAAAACAAUGGUCAAUUGAUGCAUUGGGUGUACCACAUUUUUUAUGUAUACUUUCAAAAAAAAAUUAUCUUCUUUUUGCUUGUGAUAAAUAUGGUUGUAUUGAUUUAUAUCAACUUGAUGGAACUGAUCCAAGUAUUGCACCUCGUCAUUUACGUCAAUUUGUUUUAUUUCCUAGUAAUAAUACUAGUCAAAAACCACAAAUAAUCGAAGCUUUUACUGUUUAUACACCAUUUAUCGUCGUUGCAGCUCAUUUAAGUGAUCAAACAGAUACAAGUUCAGUAUAUUUUUUUGAUCAUCGUGGUAGUCAACAAGCUGAUACUUGUUUACAAAAUUUUCCUGUUCGACAACUUUCAGCUGAUACUAGUUUUAAAUGUUUAUGGGGUGUUGAUCGUCAUCAACACACAGUUUAUUACAAUCAAUUACCCAUGAACGUUAGUCAAAUUCAACAAUCAAUUGAACAUCGAGAAAAUUUUAUUAAAUUUGGACGAGAUUUUGAACCGAUUAGAAUAACACAAAAUCAAACAUCAAUUGCAGUUGUGGAACGUAAUUCUCAAAGUGUACACAUAUUUAAUAAACAAACAAAAGAAAAAGUAGAUGAGAUACAAAAUCGUUUACGUACGGAAGGUUCAUUUCGUCUAUGGAAUGUUUUACUUCGUGAUGAUAAUUCAAUGGUACUUAAAUUGGAUGAAGAUUUAGCACCAUAUAGUCGACCACAAACAAUUCAUCAUCUUAUAGUUGAACUUGAUUCAAACGGUAUGCCUAUAUCACAAAUAGAACGUACGGCUGUUUAUGGUCUUGCUAUUGGACCAAAUCAAGAAAUUUUACUUGGAUGUAAAAGACAUCAACAAAAUGGCUCAAUCGAAUGUUAUAUCUAG